AACUUCUACCACAUCAAGAGAAGAACAAGAGAAGAACAAAGAAAAACAGCAAAUUAUGUCACUUUACGGUGAUUUACCUCCUCCCACACAUUCAGCUCCCAGUGUAGACAAAGAGGAAACACAACAAUCCGCAACGGAAACGCAAUCAGCGAGUUUGAAAUCAAAAUCUGCACUUCCAGUUGGUUGGACUCCAGGAACUUUACGUUUUAUGCCUACUAUUCAAAGAAAACCUGUCAUUCAAGCAAAGCCAAAACUCAAUAAGGUCUCUGUAACGUCUCCUGCCAACCUGCCUGCUGUAUCGACUUCUCCAAACCAGAACGUUGCUUCAACUUCUAGUCUUAACAGUGUUAAUUCAACUCCUCCUCCUAAUACUGUCACUACUGAUAAUGUACCCAUCGCUACGCCUGGUUCUACGUCAAUUUCUUCUCCAAAACAGUUUUCAACUUCCGAUGAUGUCAAUGAUUAUAAAUCCCAUUUGAAUAAUCAACGCAAUCAACGCAGCACCUUUGAAAAAGGCAAAAAACAAGGAAAAGGUACUAAAAGGCAAGCUCCUUUAUCCCUAGAAGAUGAUUAUGACCCUACACGCCCAAAUGAUUAUGAGGAAUUUAAAGAAUAUGAAAAAAGACGUAAAGAAAUGGCUUAUUAUGAAGAGCAUUCCAGACGCAGGUCAAUGAGUCCUGAAGAAAAGCAACGUUCACCACCUCGUUCAUUCCCCCCUCCUCCAUUAUUGUAUUCAGAAACUCCAUCAUCAAUUGUUGAUACACCUAUGCAAGAAGCUCCCAGACCACGUUCUCCGCCUGUCAAAAUCGAUUUAGAUAUAACUGGCGAAGAAGCAUUUUUACGAAGAGCACGGCUGAGCAACCGCGUUAAUGAGACAGUCCAAAAAUCUCCUGAGCCAAAAACUACAUCUGGUUCAGGCCCAAGUGAUGAUUUUGCUCAUCGAAUACUUGCUAAAUAUGGCUGGCAAGAAGGCCAAGGUUUAGGAAAAGAUGAACAAGGUAUAAAUGAACCUUUGAAGGUCCAAAAAACGGACUAUAGGUCAGGAAUCAUCGUUAAUACGUCCACUAAUACGCCGGAAGCGAAGUCUCAAGUGAAAAGUGAAAUAAUUUCUCCAAAUUUUGAAAUUCCUUCAAGGGUAAUUUUAUUGACAAACAUGGUUGGUCCUGGCGAAGUGGAUGAUACUCUUCAAGAAGAAACAGCAGAUGAAUGCAAUGAAAAAUAUGGACCUGUAGAACGCUGUCUUAUCUUCGAGGUACCUCAUGGCAAGUUGCCAGAUGAUCAAGCCGUAAGAAUAUUCGUGAAAUUUGAGACACAAGCAGCUGCAUUAAAAGCAAAAAAAGACCUUAAUGGCCGUUUCUUUGGAGGUCGUUCUGUUACUGCCAAGUUUUAUGAUGAAUCAAGGUUUGACAAAUAUGAUUUGGUUUAG
Messenger RNA from Scutellospora calospora, 1426 nucleotides. The record is from the annotation of a GenBank genome assembly. Lineage: Eukaryota; Fungi; Glomeromycota; Glomeromycetes; Diversisporales; Gigasporaceae.